Molecule: messenger RNA, 2017 nt
Organism: Schistosoma bovis
Lineage: Eukaryota; Metazoa; Platyhelminthes; Trematoda; Strigeidida; Schistosomatidae
Source: the annotation of a GenBank genome assembly
AAUCAGAUUAAACCGGCAUUUUCGACGUUCCGGUCAGUAAUACUGUGGUCUCAUUUAUUUCAGUCGUGAUUCAACUUCUGGAUUGCUUCUUCUUUUCUGGUUCCAAAAAUGCAGGAGGACCAGCCGUUCAAAGUUGCCGUUGUUGGUGGAGGAAUAGGUGGUGCAAGUUCGGCUUAUUUUUUGAGGAAAAUGUUUGGCAAUAAAGUUUCUAUUACCCUUUUUGAAAAAUCCGGACGAAUCGGUGGUCGUAUCAAAGCGGUACCUUUUUGUGGAGAAACUUGCGAAUCUGGAGCUAGCGCCAUUCAUUCUAGUAAUCAUUACAUGACUUCGUUUGCAAAUCAAUUCAAAAUACCUUUGGUUCCUUUAAAAAAUGCUGAUCAUCGCUUACUUCUUUUUGAAGAAGGUUAUAAGCCAGUAUUUUCAAAUAUUACUGAUCAGACAACAUUUCUAACUCCGAUUCACUUAUUUUGGCGUUACGGCCUCAACUUGCUUCGUGCAAAGUUUUAUCUAAUGGCUAGAAUUCGAGAAUUCACUCAAAUUUAUGCUUUGCAAGAACGUGGUGAAUGUUUCACUUCACCCGGUUUACUAUUAAAAAAAUUAUCUAAACAUUUCCCUGAAAUGACAAAGUGUACUUUUGCUGAAUGGAUGCGUAAAGAAAUUGGAUUAGACGAGAAAUAUAUAAAUGAAUUAGGGUUUGGAAUAUUUUCGAGUAAUUAUUGUCAGAAUUCAGUAGAUGCUCAUGCAUUUGUCGGAGUGAUUUCUUCAGCUUGUACAGUAUCUGAUGUAUAUACUAUUGAAAAUGGAGCUGAACAAAUCCCGCAAAAGUUAGUUGAAGUUGCAUUGGCCGGCAAUCCUUCUGGUGCUCCAAAAGAGUUUAUACACGCUACGGUGAAGAAGAUUACACGAACCGAUAAUGAUAGAUUACGCUUAUCCUAUGAUCUAGCCGAUAAUAAUAAAACUGAAGAGGGACUUUUCGAUUACGUCAUAUUGUCAUUACCACUACAUCAAGAGUCCAAUAUUUCCACUUCAGAUGAUAUUAAACUACCCAGCUUACGUUAUCAUGAGAUGUGUCGUACAUUUUUAUCCGGUCAAAUCAAUUAUUCGUUAUUUGAUCUACCGUUAAAACAUCUGAAACGUAAUCAGUGGGCAACUUUUCUCCCAAUCUCAAGUUACUACUCAAAUGAAAAGCAUCCUGUAUGUUCUAUAACGCGCUUACCAGUUAAAUCAGAAGACUCAGAUUUGAAAGAUGGUGUUUGGAGUAUAUUUUCUGAAUCAAAAUACAUACUAGACCCAAAGACUGCUUUAUCGAAAUUGAUUUUAAAAUAUCCAGAUGACGAUCACAAUCGAAUUAAUGUUGUACGUUGGCUGGCAUAUCCAACCUAUCAUCCUGUUAAUGAUCCAGAUACUGAUUUGGGCCAGUUCAAAUUAGCACCAAGAGUUUACUAUCCAAAUGCAAUUGAAUUAACUGCUUCAUGUAUGGAAAUGGCUAUAAUCGGUGGACGUAAUGUGGCGUUAUUAAUUGCAAAUGAAAUGAAACAUUUAAGACAGGAUCAAAAUUCAAUGUUUACAACGUUAACAAAUUUCAUAAAAGGAGAAACAAACUGAAAUUCACAAUGUUCACAGUUUACUUUGUGAUUUCGUUUUUUUCUAUUUGGUGUUCAUUUGUUAUGACUAUCUUGCUUUAUGUUUCCUUUUUCUAAAAUAUGAUAAAAAGUUCAUUUACCCUGUAUUUUUGCUAAGAGUAUUCGGUUUCGUAUUAAACUCAUUCGAUGAGUUGAGUAGCAUUGAAUUAAUUUCGAGAUAUUUUCUAAUGAGUAUGUAUUCUUUGCUUGUGAUAUCAUUUAUGAAGUAUCGUGGUGUAUACUACUGAUGUUGACAUAUAUAAGUAGUAUGUAUCACCAGUCGAAAGUGGAAUGCCUGGCGAUGGAAGGUUGAGAAGAUCGAAGAGAACGAGAACAGAGAGUGAUUGCUAUGGAAACGAAGGAACGAUAAUGUCUGAGACAAUUGAUGGAUAUUU